Molecule: messenger RNA, 979 nt
Organism: Vollenhovia emeryi
Lineage: Eukaryota; Metazoa; Arthropoda; Insecta; Hymenoptera; Formicidae
Gene: Uch
Product: ubiquitin carboxyl-terminal hydrolase isozyme L3
Exons: 7
Coding region: 105-782 (225 amino acids)
Biological process (GO): protein deubiquitination; ubiquitin-dependent protein catabolic process
Cellular component (GO): cytoplasm
Molecular function (GO): cysteine-type deubiquitinase activity
Source: RefSeq, a predicted model, not a curated record
UUUGAAUCGACGUGGUGACUGGCUCGGCUCUCGGUGGGACGGACGGUUUGCCGGCGUUUUCGAACGGAAUCCACUCGCGUGCGGCUAUUAUCGCGCUAUUCAACAUGGCCUGGGUGCCCCUGGAGUCGAACCCGGAGGUUAUGACGAAGUUCCUCCACAAACUGGGCGUACCAAAGAAAUGGUCGGUCUUGGACGUGUACGGUCUGGAGUCGGUUCUGCUGGCGAUCGUCCCUAGGCCCGUCCUCGCUGUCAUUCUGCUUUAUCCCCUUCCGAAGGGCGGGAAGACCGAAUGGGACAAGGCAGAAGAUAAGGACAGCAAGAACGACGCCCCCGACUCUUUGUACUACAUGAAGCAGUGUAUUUCAAACGCGUGCGGGACAAUCGCGUUGCUUCACAGCGUGGCGAACAAUUUGGACGCCAUACAGUUGGAGGAUGGUAUUCUCAAGAAGUUUUUGGAUGACACCAAAGAGCUCUCGCACGCCGAACGUGGCAAGUUUUUGGAAAACUCGCAAGACAUCAUUGAUACUCACAUGGUAUCUGCCCAGGAAGGACAGACCGAGGCGCCAGCCGAGGAUAUGGAGGUGUACCACCACUUCGUCGCGUUUGUACAUAAGGACGGUUCCUUGUACGAGCUAGACGGUCGAAAAUCUGCUCCUAUCAAUCACGGCUCGACCACACCAGAUGCACUCCUGGACGAUGCCGCUCGCGUGUGCAAGGAGUACAUGGAACGCGAUCCCAACGAAGUGCGCUUCACGGUGGUCGCGCUCGCUGCCAACGAGUAAAACGACGUCCUCGUCCUCAAGUGCAUUCGCCUUUAAGCUAAUUUAAACGAAUAAUUUAUUUUAUACGUUAUGUAGUGUUACAUAGAAUCCGCUUCGGCAACGCAUUUGUUUUUUUCCGUUUCCUCAAUUGCCAGCUUUUCUAACACUGUGUAGCACGUUGAUGAAAAAAAAAUUUAUAUACGCAGUUGUAUAUUGCA